Harpegnathos saltator (Jerdon's jumping ant) is the source of this 1384-nucleotide messenger RNA. RefSeq names its product odorant receptor 13a-like. Gene Ontology annotation, biological process: sensory perception of smell; detection of chemical stimulus involved in sensory perception of smell. Gene Ontology annotation, molecular function: olfactory receptor activity; odorant binding. The record is from RefSeq and is a predicted model, not a curated record. NCBI's taxonomy places the organism in Eukaryota, Metazoa, Arthropoda, Insecta, Hymenoptera, Formicidae. Gene Ontology annotation, cellular component: plasma membrane. Bases 5 to 1375 code for a protein of 456 amino acids. The transcript has 5 exons.
GCGAAUGAUCGGAACGUAUUCUAAUCAUUACUAUCGAAAGACGCCAAGUGCAUCUUGCGCAUGCUUGCCAACAAGUUUACCACGACCAUCAGGCCGACUACUAGUCCCUGUCUCGUCGUCAUUAAGUUUAGAGACGACACGAAGGAUCGCCGCAAUUAUGGGUGAGCCGAGACUCACACAAGGCGACCCGUGGUUUUCGGAUUUCCACUACGCCACCCAAGUAAGCCUGUACUUAUUGAAGCCGGUUGGUAUCUGGCCCUUGAAGUUUGAGAAUACCGCGUUGGGACAGAUCGCGCAUAUCUCGACGAUCUUCCUCGCCACGUUUCUUCAGCUCUUCAUGAUCAUUCCGUGGAUAAUUUACAUAUUCACCGCGCAAUGCGACCUUUACGAGAUCCUCAGGACCGCAUGCCCGCUGAUCUUCUCUAUUACGGUCUUUCUGAGGUACAUGCUGUUGCUGUUUCAUCGGGACGAGAUCAAAUCGUGUAUCGACCACAUCGCGGAAGACUGGCGCAACGCGACGCUGGCCGAAGAUCGUGAGAUCAUGCUAGUGAACGCUAAAUCCGGACGUUUGUUCGGGAUCGUCUCGGUGUCCUUCAUGUUCGGCAGCGGUCUACUUUAUUGCAUUAUGCCCAUGGUGGCACCGCCAAUUGUUUCCACGGGCAAUGUGACGCUCAGACCGUUGCCAAAUCCCUGCGAAUUGCUCAUCCUGGACUCCCAGGCCAGCCCAGUUUACGAAACGGUGUACGUAAUGGAAUUUUUGUCCUGUUUCACUCUGUUCACUGUGUUCUGCGGCAUUUCCAGUCUGACUGCCAAAUUUGUUACUCACGUAUGCGGUCAGUGUGAAAUACUUAAGUACUUUUUCGACGAGAUAGUCGAUGGCAGUAGCCGAAAUCAAGGUACCAUCGAUCAGAGGAUCAGCACCGCCGUAAUGCGUCAUCUACGAAUUCUCAAAUUCGUCACGGACGUGGACAGAAUAAUGAACGAAAUAUGUUUAGCAGAAUUCUUAAACGCUUCGUGUAACAUAUGCUUGCUCGGUUAUUACGUAAUUAUGGACUGGAAGAAUGAGGAAUCGAUAUUGCAGAUUUCCACGUACUUCCUCGCCUUCGUCUCCAUCACUUUUAACAUAUAUAUUUUUUGCCACAUCGGCGAGAUGCUUGUAGAACAAUGCCAGAUGAUAGGUACCAGAUGUUACAUGAUCGAAUGGUACCGACUGCCGCAUAAUAAAGCGCGCAGUCUGAUUUUCUCGAUCAUCAUGUCGAAUUAUCCUAUCGAGCUUACCGCCGGGAAAAUGCUGACGAUGACUAUGAGCAGUUUCUCUAAUAUUCUAAAAACUUCAAUGGCGUACUUCAACUUGCUCCGCGAAGUUUCCUCAUGAGAAGUUAUG